Molecule: messenger RNA, 4359 nt
Organism: Xenopus tropicalis (tropical clawed frog)
Lineage: Eukaryota; Metazoa; Chordata; Amphibia; Anura; Pipidae
Gene: tbx4
Product: T-box 4
Exons: 9
Coding region: 333-1958 (541 amino acids)
Biological process (GO): regulation of DNA-templated transcription; developmental process; positive regulation of DNA-templated transcription
Cellular component (GO): cytoplasm; nucleus
Molecular function (GO): DNA binding; RNA polymerase II cis-regulatory region sequence-specific DNA binding; DNA-binding transcription factor activity
Source: RefSeq, a predicted model, not a curated record
GGGGAAAAGAAGGCCAAAAAAAUCUAUCUCUGAGAAACUUUUUUUUAGAGAAGAUCAAGGAAAAGUUUCCGUGGGAUCUGGGAAUGUCUCCUCUCUCCUGUGUGGAAUGAGAGAUCGGGAUGCGGACACAGUGGGAAGGGAAACUGAUCCAUAGAAGCAGCUGUGCCGCAAUCUAAAGGCAGCAUUGCCCACUCCCCUGUGCCCACAGGCCUGGCAGGAUCAUCCUCACUGCCACUGCAGGGAACCCAGCUGCACCCAUCAGGAAAUGCUUCUGCUUCGUUCUUGGAUAUAAAGGGACGUUCCUAGAGCCUGGAGCCUGUUUAACCACUGAAAUGCUCCAAGAGAAGAGCUUGUCAGAAAGCGAGGACGGGUUUCCAACAACCCAAACAGCUGGACAUGCAGAGGCUGCUGCAGGAUCACCAACACUGGGAGUAGCAGGUCUGAGCACCUCUUUGAGCAGCCCACAAAGCCAGGAUCCAGAGCAGACUAUAGAAAACAUCAAGGUGUACCUCCAUGAGAAGGAGCUUUGGAAGAAAUUUCAUGAAGCAGGAACUGAGAUGAUAAUAACCAAGGCUGGCAGGAGAAUGUUUCCAAGCUACAAGGUAAAAGUGACUGGAAUGAACCCUAAGACAAAAUAUAUCCUUCUCAUAGAUAUUGUUCCAGCUGAUGAUCAUCGGUACAAAUUUUGUGACAACAAAUGGAUGGUGGCUGGCAAAGCUGAACCUGCAAUGCCUGGUCGUUUGUAUGUACAUCCAGAUUCCCCUGCAACUGGAGCACAUUGGAUGCGGCAACUGGUCUCAUUUCAGAAACUAAAGCUGACAAACAAUCACCUUGAUCCUUUUGGACAUAUUAUUUUGAAUUCAAUGCACAAAUACCAACCAAGGUUACAUAUUGUUAAAGCAGAUGAAAAUAACGCAUUUGGGUCCAAGAACACAGCUUUCUGUACACAUGUGUUUUCAGAGACAUCUUUCAUAUCCGUCACCUCUUACCAGAAUCACAAGAUAACACAACUGAAAAUUGAAAAUAAUCCUUUUGCCAAAGGCUUUAGAGGGAGUGAUGACAGUGACCUCCGUGUGGCGCGUCUGCAAAGCAAAGAAUAUCCUGUGAUUUCUAAAAGCAUCAUGAGGCAAAGACUGGUAUCAAGUCAUCCAGGACAGUUAUCAGGCAAAUCAGAUCUUAACCCACUUCAUGGAAGUCACCAGGGCCUACAGCAUUAUCAGUAUGAGAAUGGAGCACAUAUGCAAUUUGCCCCGUCUGAUGCCCAGGACUUGCCACUCAACACCUUCACUGCACAGAGGGACUCUGGCUUGUUUUAUCACUGUUUAAAAAGAAGAGAAGGGGCUCGCCAUCUUGACUUACCAUGCAAGAGAUCUUAUUUGGAUCCCUCAUCAUCUAUGGCAGAUGAUCACUAUUUUCGAUCUCCUCCUCCAUAUGACCAGCAAAUGUUGAGUCCAUCAUACCGCAAUGAAGUUACACCAAGGGAACCAUGUAUGUACUCUACUUCAGGAGCUGAAAUAGCUGGUGUAUCAGGGGUAGAAGAUUUACCUCCUCCACCUCCACCUUUAAGCUGUAACAUGUGGACUUCUGUUUCACCGUACACUAGCUACAGUGUUCAGACAAUGGAGACCGUGCCAUAUCAACCUUUCCCCACUCAUUUUACCACCACCACCAUGAUGCCUCGUCUGCCUGCCAUUGCAGGACAAGGGUCUCAGCCUCCGGGAGAAUCCCACUUCAGUGUCUACAAUCAGCUUUCUCAGUCGCAGGCUCGGGAAAGAGUUCCUUCGUCGUCAUUUCCUAGAGAAAGGGUACAUCCAUCCCUUUGUGAACGAAAACCCCCAUCCCCUCAUAUUAACACAGCCAAUGAAUUUCUGUAUUCACAAAGCUUUUCUUUAUCCAGAGAAUCUUCGCUACAGUAUCAUUCAGGCAUGGGGACUGUUGAAAACUGGACUGAUGGAUGACUGCUGCUUCCAUGGACACCACAUAUGAAUUAUUCUUCAAUGACCCAACCAAUCUGAUUUCUUUCCUUAAUACCUGUUGGUAUCCUGCACUCCAGAAAGUCUUUUUAUCUGAGAUUGCUCGAUAUAGAGGAUAUAGAGAAAUUAUCACUAUAGACGUGUUAAAGUCAACCUAUACAGUCCUGGAUCUUCUAUAUUUCAAAAACUGGGAAAACCAGUAAAAGUAGAACAUGCAUCAAACUAUUUCUCAAAUGAAAUACAAAAGUGGAAAAUCACUACAUUUUGCAUGCUGAAAAGCUAUUUAUACAUAUAUAUAUAUAUGUAUAUAUAUAUAAAUAUAUAUAUAUCUAUCCAAAUGCAAGCCACAUUUUCAAUGAAGCUUUGCUUUAACAGAUGAAAUGCUUAAUAAAAACGAAUGUUACCAGGGUUUUGAAAGACAUCUAUUUAAGAUUUUUUUUUUAAAUUAAAUGUGUUGUUUAAAAAAACUAAGAAAAAUAACUUUUAUAUGCAAGAGACUACAUUUUCUUAGAAAUCCUGUUAGACCCAAGUGAAGUGGAAAUUUCCUGGUUUCCUUGUUAUAUAGCUUGGUCAUUUUAUUUACAGUACAUAUAAGAGCAUAAAAAACAUUUUUACUUGUAAUCCAAAGUUUCUGUUACUUUUCAGUAAUCUUUAUUAAUUUGUGCAGUUAUAAAUAUUAUAAGCUGACAGCGACUCAAGAUUUCAUCAUCCCAUCCCUCACUGCUCUUCAAUAAAUCUCAGACUUUCCCAGGAAGAUAUCCAUAAUGUCAGACAUUUUCCCAGCCUAAGAAACAUUCAGCCCAUGUUGUGAUUUGGUGAUAUGUGUGGCAUUAAUAAUUGGUUUGUCUGUUACAGCAUUCAAGAUAAGAACGACAUAAUGGAAGCUUAACGUUGCCAUGAAAAACUAUUAUGAACUUGAAUAUUUUGAACAAUACUCCUAAUUGUUAGGAAAAAUUUAUGUAAACAAAGGUUUUCAAAAAGCUUCCUAUUAUGGAGAUAAAUUUAUUUAUGUUUUUUUCAGUGGGUUUUGGUGGCUUGUAAGGGUAUCCAUGUUCCAAGAACUCCUUUUACUUUAUAUUGAUGCUUUACAGAAUUGUUGUUCAGGUUUAUCAGUUUGCUCUAGUACUGUGACCCUUCUAAGGCUUUAGCUAAGGUUAGCUCUAGGUAAAAUUACUUUGUGGUUAAGGCGUUUUAGCUCUGCAAAAGCAUAUACAUUGCCCUAUGUUAGAGAAGCUUCUUUCAACUAUGCCACAACUGCUCAUUAUAGAUGAAAAUCAUUCCAUAUAGAUAUCCUUUCUCCUAAUUGCCCAGGCCAGAAAUUCUCCAAAUCAAGUUGACCAAAACCCACUAUUGAUUUUCCAUUGCUUGUAAUCAAUAAUUAAUUGAUUAUUGCUUCAAAGAAGCAGCAGACGGUGAAGGCAAAUGCAAAGACUGCAUUUUUUUUCUGGUUAAAUAGACCACACUGAGAAAUGUUAGCGUGGAUACACAAAAUGUUCGCCACCAGGGAACCCAUGAAUUUCUUCACAAAACUCUACAGGGAAAAAGCUCACUCUUCCAAAUUCACAUUUCUGAUAAAAAAAAAUGUGCUGCAUCAUUUUCAUAAAUAUAUAUUUAUAUAUGUAUGUAGUAUAUAUACAUGCAUAUAAAUAUUCAUUUAGAGAAACACUGCUUCCUUGCAGCAUUGGGUCCUAGGUUUGUAUAUUCUUCUUGUGUGUGGGUUUCCUUUGUCUUUCCAUGGUACAAAACACAAAAAGUUUUAUUUACCUAUCCACCCUACUAGGUGGACUGGGUGCAGUCCUCAAAGGCGUAGAUAGUCAAUCAAAAAAGGGGUCGCUUUACACAGGUCUUAUCACGAAUUUUAGUAGUUUAUUAAGUGAAAAACGAAGAAGUGAUGCUUCGGCUACUCCUGCAGCCUUUCUCAAAGUUGUAUAUAUACAACACUAUAUAUAUAUAGUGUGUGUGUGUAUGUGUGUGUACAUUUACACAAUGGGAUCAGAAAGUUGAAGUGUACCACCAAGAACUGGUAUGUCCGCCAUUUGCCAUUUGUUUUACCAACUGAACCCUGGCAUCUAUUCUUCCAGUUAUUUUAAAUCCGUAUUAUACCAGUUCUCUUUUGUAGCAUCAAGGGGCAGAUUUACUAAAAAUCAGAUUUGUUUGUUUUUAGAAACUCACAUAAACUCCUGAGAGUCGAUCAUACAAAAGUUUCAAAUUUUGUUUUAUUUUUAUCCAAAAUGUUCAGGAAAGGUUUUCUUGAAAAAGUUAAGAAUUUUGGUGAAAGUUUUAUGAAUUUUUUUGAGAAUAUAUUGCCAUUUCUUAACAAAAUCUUAAAAUUUAAACGGAUGUUUAUUUCCAUAAAUCAUCUUUAUUUUUCCUAAACGGGAAAUGC